Messenger RNA from Lathyrus oleraceus (garden pea), 1084 nucleotides. RefSeq lists its product as uncharacterized. The transcript has a single exon. The coding region runs from base 330 to 965 and encodes 211 amino acids. NCBI's taxonomy places the organism in Eukaryota, Viridiplantae, Streptophyta, Magnoliopsida, Fabales, Fabaceae. The record is from RefSeq and is a predicted model, not a curated record.
CAACUCAAACAACAAAUAACCUCAAUUCAUUAAUUUAUCACAACCGUUUCCUCAUCUCUCUCUCUCUCUUAAGUCUCAAUCUCUCUAUUUUGUCCAUCUCUAAAAUUUCACUUCUCUUCCCAUCAUUUGAGUUUUUUCUUUUAUCUUAUCUCUCUCACACAAACUUCCAAACAACUUUCUAAUUUGAACAAAAGAAUCUCCAAAUCAAACUAUUUUAAACCUUGCAUUUCUUUGGACACUUCUAUUCAACUCUACCGUACACCGCAUCUCACCGGAUCUCGCUCCGUUUUUUUAUUUUUAAUUUUGCAGUUUCUAUCUACCGAGCUAGUAUGAGUCAACUCGGUCUCAUAUUACAUGAAUCGCUCCGUCCUCAAAGAGAAGCAAGAACCUUACUCGGUUUAUUAACGGAACAAAUGGACGCUGCAGAUUCAUCAACAACGAGGAGACGUAGUCUUAAAGAACGGUUCAGAUUCACCGGUAUCGGUGGUUGCUGUGGUGCCACUUGGGUUUUCCGUCCAAUUAUCAGACACGAACAUCACCACCAACAACAACAACGACAACGAGAGGGAGCAAGAGAAGGAGAAACUAAUGUAGAGCAAGAAGAACUACAGGUUCAAGAUCCGAAUCCGGAUCCGUCUAGUUCCGGUAUGAAUCUUGCGGCGGCAUUGGCGGCGGAGCGUCAGAUGAGAGGAUCGGAGGAAAGUAGCGGCGGCGAAAGAGGGACGCCGUGGAGAGUUUCGUUAAUGAAACUGUUGGAGGAAACGGAAGUGGAAAGUGAGAGUACGACGACGGUUAUGGAGGGGAGUGAUUCAGUGUGCUGCGUGUGCAUGGGAAGGAAGAAAGGUGCAGCGUUCAUACCGUGUGGACACACUUUUUGUAGAGUGUGUUCAAGGGAACUGUGGUUGAAUCGAGGGAACUGUCCCCUUUGUAAUCGUUCUAUUCUCGAGAUUCUAGACAUUUUCUGAAACUCAUUAUUACCCACUUUCCUUAUUCUCUAAUUUUCUUUUUUUUAAGAGGUGAUACUGUAUUUCAUUUAAGGUAAUAAUAGUGCAUGAUUGUUUUCAUUUUAUGAAUUGGCCAUCCA